Macroventuria anomochaeta is the source of this 6852-nucleotide messenger RNA. RefSeq names its product Not1-domain-containing protein. Bases 1 to 6852 code for a protein of 2283 amino acids. NCBI's taxonomy places the organism in Eukaryota, Fungi, Ascomycota, Dothideomycetes, Pleosporales, Didymellaceae. Gene Ontology annotation, molecular function: molecular adaptor activity. The record is from RefSeq and is a predicted model, not a curated record. Gene Ontology annotation, biological process: nuclear-transcribed mRNA catabolic process, deadenylation-dependent decay. Gene Ontology annotation, cellular component: P-body; CCR4-NOT core complex. The transcript is spliced from 4 exons.
AUGAGCCAGCAACACCCCUGGGGCACCCCGAGACACAACCAGAGCACCCGUCUGACGCCCAUCUCCACCAGCGCCGCCCACGAACAGCGCAGCACACCCUCUCCCAGCGGCUCGCGUCAGCCAUACUCACCCGCCGCGUCCAGCUUCCCCUCGCUCCCAUCGGCACCGUCGCGCCUCGUAGGUAGCCGCAAGUCGUCGGCCGCGUCCUCGACCUCGUCCGCGCCUCUUGCAGCGGGACAGCAGCUCCCAGCCAGCCAGCUGCUGUCCUCUCGGUCCAGGACCAACGUGAGCCAGCCCGGCUCUCAGCUGGCGUCCUCUGCUGUGCCAGGUGGAGCUUCGUCGAAUAGCAACGGAGGAGCUUCGAAGCUCGUCCGCGCCUCGCCCUCGUCGAGCACAGUGGGCUCGCCCAGCACGUCAACCACGUCAACCAACCCCGCCUCCGGUGCAUCGUCACAAAACCUCUCGCGUAUUGUCAUCGCGCAGGUCUUCCUGUUGCUUAGCCAAUUCGGCCCCGUCAAGGACGAGAAAGAUCGGUCCAAGUGGGAUACGCAGACCGAACAGAUCAGGAAGCUGAUCGAUUCGAACGGCAUGGAGGUGUUUUCAAAAUACUUCCGGCGCGUGCUGCAGAACAAUGCAGCGCAAGUCUUCGGCACGGGCGGCCGCAACGCCGACCCCAACGGCAGCUAUCAGAUCCUCGUGACCGAAGUUCAGAAGCUGCGAAAAGAGCCAGAGCAAGCAGACAAGAUCGCAGAGUCAAUAAGCUCCAGUGAAGGAGACCUGUUCCGCGAUUUCGACCUGUCCACCUUUGUCUCGCAUUUCCAGAUGCACCCACUCUCAAGGGCAAUGCUCACACUUGCGUGCAGGAAGACUAACUUGAGGCCCAAGGCCGAUGCACUUCUUUCAAGCCUUGGCGACGACCUUCUGAUAGCCAUCGCACAGCCCACCCAGAACGACGACACGAGCCCAGACUACAUCGCCUCGCUCGUCGAGUGCCUCCUGCAGGACCCACCACAAGGAUGGGACGAGGACAAGAAGCUGAACCUCGCUUACGCUGUCCAAGUUCGCUACCAGACCUUGCACAUGCAGGUACCGGGCUUGGUCGAGUCGAAGCUCAUACUCGCUGAGCUCACAGAUGGGUCAAGGAAUCCUCUAGUGAAGCUAGUGCAGCGAGCGGGGCCGCAAGGCACGGCUACAGUAGAAGCCAGCAAAGAGUUGCUCGCGUCGGCCGAGACAAGAGACAUAGGCUACCAGCAAGUGGCGUCGGUGGUGUUGUACUUGGCGCUCUCCACGGGAUACAAUGCCAAGAACUUCGUAGCAGCGCUGCGAGAGCAUCGCGCCGGACAGCGGUUGGACUGGCAGGACGUCGUACACGCUUUCGACCGAGACCAUCUACGCAUCGAAAAGAACAACUUCCUCGCCAUCUACAACGCCCUACUUCCGAUCGCUCAAGAGAACGAGAGCUUCGAUAUCCAGGCACUGUGGGGUGGAACUUGGCAGCACGAAGUGACACAUCUCUACUUCUUGCUGUGUUAUCUGCAGUGCACAUCUCAGGAGCUCGAUGUUUCUCAGAUACCGCGGCUGCGCGCUUCGUACUCCUUGGAGACGUUCGAAGAUGCCCCUGACGACGUCAAAGCGUUCGCAGAGCAAGCCAUCAAACACCCGUUCGUAUCGCUCGAUGCUACAGGCGCCCUCUUUACGAUGAUCUUCCGUACCUCGGAGACCUAUCACACAGCUCAAUUAAUGGGGAUCCCGGACCUCGUGAUUAAUCCUCACACGGCCGAAUUCCUCGUUGCUGCAGCAGCUGUGCCGAAGCCAUGGGGCGCCCUACAGGAGCAAGCUCUGAAGCAGCUGUUCGAUCCAUACUUCCACAAGAAGUUACCGAUCUACAACUUCGUUCUUUACGGUCUCUGGCAACAAGAUCUCCAAUGGCUUGUUGAUCGUUUUGUCGAUGCGUAUAAUGCCGAUCCCAUGUCUCUCACGCUUAUCUUAGAGCAUGCCGAAGCCAACAACUGGUCCGAAACGCUGAUCCGCAGUAAUACUGACAUCAGUCUGGACAUGGCGGCACAGGCGCAUGCGCGCGGCAAAUUUGAGAUCGAGCCAUGGUUGCAGCAGACUAUCGAACAAGCCGGCCUUCUUUUCCGACGCAUCUUGACCAACUUCCUAACCCAGAGAGCCUCGGAUGAGAUGCAGCGUGUACGGGAGGAUGGGCAUUCUCUCAGCCUACCGCUUGCCGUGAAGACCGUUUACCCUUUGCUCUGGUUCCUUGCCGAGUGCGGACUGCCAGAACACGAACUCCUGCCUCUCCAACGCAACUGCAUCCAAGCUUACCCCCGGCUCAUCAACUACGGCGAAGGCGUAGACGACAUCAUCGAUGCCAACGGUCAGAAUGGGAACUCUCUUCCCGCGGAUGCUGACACCAAAAUGCAAGAGCACUUCAAGAACAUGUACAGUGGCGAUAGCGAUGUUCGCGACAUCAUUUCCGUAUUGAAGAAAUACAAGGAGUCGCGCGAUCCCGCGGAGCAGGAGCUGUUCGCUUGCAUGAUUCAUGGUCUUUUCGACGAAUAUAACUGCUUCGGCGAAUACCCACUGGAAGCAUUGGCAACCACAGCUGUACUCUUCGGUGGUAUUAUCAACUUCAACCUGCUGUCUAGGAUUGCGCUGCAGGUUGGAUUGGCCAUGGUGCUGGAAGCUGUGCAAGAGUACAGACCUGAAGACUCCAUGUACAAGUUCGGUCUCCAGGCUCUGCUUCAUUUCUCCAGUCGACUUUCCGAAUGGCCCAACUAUUGCGACCAGCUUCUCAUUGUUCCUGGUCUUCAGGGCACCGAGAUCUUCGCGAAGGCUGAGGAGGUCGUCCGACAACAAGGGGGUGAAGUCAAUGGAGAUGCGCACAACAGCAUUGGCCUCUCCAACGGCAACGGUCUGGAAGAUGCGCUUCAACAAGAAUCCGCUGUACCAAAGUUCUCCUGUCUGUACGUUGAUCCACCGAUUCAUGGAGACCUUUACGAAGACCCCGACGAAGAUGUGCAGGACAAGGUGCUUUUCGUGCUGAACAACGUGUCCGAGCGCAAUCUGCGCGACAAGAUCAAGGAUCUCACCGAAGCUGUCGAAGAGAGGCACCACCAAUGGUUUGCCAAUUAUCUCGUUGAGGAGCGUGCAAAGAUGCAACCCAACUUCCAGCAGCUGUACUUGGACAUGCUGGAGCUGUUCAACAACCGAACACUCUGGGCUGAGGUUCUUCGCGAGACCUACGUUAGCGUUGUACAAAUGCUCAACAACGAUGGAACACUCGGUUCGACGGAGCGUGGCCAUCUCAAGAACCUUGGAUCCUGGCUUGGUUCCCUUACAAUCGCUCGCGAUCAACCGAUCAAGUUUCGCAACAUCUCAUUCAAAGAUCUCCUGACUGAGGGCUACGACACCGACCGACUUCUCCUCGUCAUUCCGUUCACCUGCAAGGUAUUGGUCCAGGCUGCCAAGUCUACAGUUUUUAAACACCCCAAUCCAUGGCUGAUGGAAAUUCUUGGUGUGCUAAUGGAGUUGUAUCACUUCGCGGAUCUCAAGCUGAAUCAAAAGUUCGAGAUUGAGGUUCUUUGCAAGGGGCUGGAUCUCGAUCACAAGGAGAUCGAACCAACUAACAGCAUUCGAGCUCGACCCCAAGCCGACGAGGAGUUCCUCAACCCUAUGGUAACGGAUGGGCUUGACGCGUUCGGCGACCUCUCGAUUAUGAGCCUGAAUCGUGCUCGAGGCCCAAGUGAACGAUUCUCAUCUGCGGCCAUUACUGCGGCUUUGCCUGAUUUCACAAAUCAGCUGCAAUAUCCGCCAUCCGGCAACAGCGCUGUGCCCCCAGCGCAGAUCAAGAAGAUCUUCCUUACCGCUGUCAAUCAGGCUAUUCAGGAGAUAAUAGCUCCCGUCGUCGAGCGCUCCGUUACGAUUGCUGCCAUCUCCACCUCUCAGCUCAUUAGCAAGGAUUUUGCGAUGGAGCCUGAUGAGGAGAAACUCCGGACUGCGGCACACACUGUCGUCAAAGCAUUGUCUGGUGCUUUGGCUUUAGUGACAUGCAAGGAACCUUUACGCAUGAGCAUCCAGAACAACAUACGCAUUAUGGCGCGCGACCUCCCAGAACAGACACUUCCAGAAGGCCAUGUGGUUAUGUUCGUCAAUGACAACCUCGACUUGGUCUGCAACACUGUAGAGCAGGCAGCCGAGAUGUCUUCCUUGGCUGAGAUCGAUAUGCAGGUCGAGGAAGCCGUGCGCAUGCGUCGCAUGUUCCGCAAUACACGUCCCAACGAGCCUUUCAAGGAUGCAAACAUCAGCCCGUGGGCAUUCUACAUCCCUGAACCCUACAAGCAAACAGCUGGAGGCUUGAAUCGUGAACAACUGGCAAUCUACGAGGACUUUGGUCGACAGGCGCGUGGCCUCCCGCACGCAAACAACAUUUCUCAGGAUAGUGGGCGUCAAGUUCCUGAUGUGCUCCAGGAUCAGUUCGCUGCUGUGCCGAACCUGCCAACCCCUGGUGCCACCCCUGCUGAGCCACGCCAACAACCUACACAGCAGCCUCGACUCCAGAACCUUCAAUCCGCUCACGUGCCUCCUACACAACAGCAACUGAACGGUUACAUGGAUGCGCCCGGCCCAGCAGGGGGCCAGAGAGGCGUUGAAGAUCUUCUUGUAGAGCUGACACAAGUCAUCAAGGACGCACCUGAGGAGCGGAUAAGCGAGCUUCAACCCGGCAGCAGCGCAAUCCACCGUGUCUUUGACCAGCUCAUCUCAAGCAUCGAGUUUGCUGGGCCCAACAAGGACUCAUGGGCAUUCCGGAUUGCCGGACAGGUCACUAACCACCUGUUCUCCGAUUCACUGCAGCGCCUAGAGGUGGAGGUUAUGGCGCAUCUGCUCAGCCAUCUUUGCCAACUGUCUGUGCAGACUUCGCGUCAAGUACUGAUGUGGCUUGCAACUCUUCACGAUGACGACCGUAUCUUCAAGGCUACCGUUAUGGUCGCCCUUAUGGAGGUCGGCCUGAUGGAUAUGCAUCGUCUGAACACCACAAUUGCCAAAGCCCUUCAAGAGAGGCGUAUUGCCGCAGUCGAAAUGCUUUCUACGCUCUUGGAGGAACUGCUGCUCAGCGAGCAUCCGAGUGCGUUCCGGGCUGACUUUGCUCUGUCAAUCGACGCUCUCACCAACUGGUUGGCAGAAGAUCCCUCCCUGGAAGUCGGCAAGCGUGUCAUUGCCAAUCUGCAAGCAUCAACUGCCGAGGCGUCUUUGACCCCACCUGCCACUGGACACAAGGAUCAGCUGGAGUACAUCUUCGACGAGUGGGUUCACCUGCAGCUUCCAGAAACGCCGAAGAAGACGAUCGGAGCUUUCAUCUACCAGCUCCACAAGCAGGACAUCAUGCAAAGCCAAGAGACAUCCAUUGAGUUCAUCCGCACUUGCAUUGAUGCCUCUGUCACUGCCUACGAGCAAGAGCAAUCUCUACCGUACGGUGCUGGAAACCUUGAUACAGCUACGGUGAAGAUCGAUGCGCUCGGCAAACUCAUCGUGGACCUUGUUGCUUACCAAGACGAACAAGAGGGUGGUGCCAAGGAUAACAAGGCCAGGUACCUUGACCAAAUGCUCGUCGUUACUGUUCUUGUGUUGUGCAAUCACCACAACACCCGAGGGGACGCUUUCAACCAGAAGGUCUUCUUCCGCCUGUUCUCUACUAUCCUCUUCCGUCUUAACGAGGCGACCAAGGAAGACGCCUUGGUAGAGCACAAGGGCGAUCUUUUCCUCUGUGUUGCCAGGGCUCUUCUCAUCCUGCAGCCGAGCCACUUCCAGAGGUUCACCUUCUCUUGGCUAACUCUUGUCGCUCACCGCAUCUUCAUCCCGGCAAUGCUCGAAGGCGGCCAGUCCGACGAGCGCUGGGACAUCUACGCUCGCCUGAUGGAGACUCUUCUGGUCUUCACUGGACAGCUGAUCAAACCGACUGGAGAGACCAUCAUGGCUCAAAACUUCUACCGUGGGGUUUUGCGCGUCUUGCUUGUGAUCCAUCACGACUAUCCUGAGUUCCUUGUCGAACAUCACUUCCGUCUGUGCAACAGUAUCCCGAUGCACUGCACUCAACUAAGGAACUUGAUCGUCAGCGCAUAUCCUUCCACCAUUCUGGAGAUGCCGGAUCCUUUCACAGCAGGACUGAAGGUUGACCGACUUGAGAACAACCUCCAAGCACCCGUUAUCCGAACUGAUAUCGUAGAAAUCCUCUCCAAGGCAGGUAUCAAGAGCAAUGUUGAUAACCUUCUUAAAGCGUCUGAAUCCAAGGCUCAGGACAUUCGCAAGAUUUGCGAUGCCAUCUACUUCCCUCAAGCCAAAGAGAGCGGCUUCGAGUUGGUGCCAACUACUGCUGAUCCAGCUCUGAUCCAUGCGCUUGUUCUCUACAUUGGUGUCGCGACAUUGGGUACCGAAGCGGCCAAGGCCCCGCUGUUUGAUUCAGACAGCGCGGCUGCCAGAUUGAUGGCGAGGUUGGUCAAGGACUUCCAUCCUGAAGCAAAGUUCCACUUCAUCAGCGCAAUCGCCAACCAGCUUCGCUACCCAAACACUCACACUCACUUCUUCAGCUACGCGCUGCUGCACCUCUUCGGCCCUCCCAAUGACGAUGAGGAAGCGCUUGAGAUUCAACAGACCAUCACAAGAGUGCUUCUGGAGCGUCUGCUGGUGCAUCGUCCUCAUCCAUGGGGACUCAUCAUUACUCUGCUCGAGAUCCUGAAGAAUCGCACAUACGCAUUCUGGGAUCUGCCAUUCGUCAAGGCAGCACCUGAGGUCGAGCGUCUUCUCAACGCUUUGUUCACCCAUGCUCAGCAGAGCCCUCGGCCGCUAGCUUAG